AUGUCUCAGCUGCAGCAAAAGUUAGAGAUGAUUGGGCAGCUCCGGGGUGAGGUCGAUCAAGCCAAGAAAAUUGAGGAGUUAGAGGCAGAUCUUGCCAAAGCCGGGGCUGAAGCUGCACAGGCCAAGGCUGAAGUUGAGAAGAUGAAGGUUACGGCUGAUAAGACUAUCGCUGUAUACUUAAGGGAUGCCGAAGUUGUUCAAGCGGAGCUGAGGGAGGCCUCCGACCGAGAAAAAUAUAGUAAUGAUUUGUCCAAGUGCCAAUCUCAAAGGGAGACUCUCGAGGAAAUCCAUGCCCGUGGUUAUGACCUUACUGAAGAGAUAGCUCAAGCAAGGGCAAUGGAAACCGACGCCAGGUUCCUCGUUUCUUCCGAUGAUGAGGAUUCUGCCAAUGGCUUUGAGGAUGGGUAA
This is a messenger RNA of Nicotiana tabacum (common tobacco), 408 nucleotides long. The record is from RefSeq and is a predicted model, not a curated record. NCBI's taxonomy places the organism in Eukaryota, Viridiplantae, Streptophyta, Magnoliopsida, Solanales, Solanaceae.